AUGACAAAAUCUGUCAAGGAGAGAAAGGAUGAGCAAGCAGAGGAGCCGGAAGGUAGGGCACAGGGUGCGGGAGCGCGGGUCCCAGACGUCCCCCCAGCGCCUGCACCCACCUCCGAGGACAGUACCCAGGAAAAGGCAUUUCUUCUUGUGACGUUUCAGAAAAUUCCACACAGACUUCAGCAUCUUCCGGUCCCGGAGGCGGGAGAUAGGGGGUGUAGGGGGUUGCAGACCGCGAGCCCCGGGAGUGGCGGGGACCUGGAAGGAGUGGGGAGAAAGGGGAACGGUUUCUCGGGUGAACGUGGCUGGUCGGUCUGGUCCUGGGGACAAGGUACCCAGUCACCCUUGCCCCUUCCCCGGGUCCUCCCGGGGAAAUCACAGCCGCCAGUCUCCAGCUCGACUGUCACUGGAGAGGGAAGGGGGCGUGGAGACCCGACUGAGCCGUCCUGGCCGCCGUCCCCACCGCCGCCGCCGCUAAUGCGGCUGCCUCGGGCCGGAAAGCCGUGUCCGUCGCGAAUUCGGUCCCCAGUGUGCCCACUAUCCGGCGGUUCCCCGGAAACAGUAGCCGCGGCCUCCAACGUUCCGUCGGCCGCUCUCUUCUGCCUAGCUGCCUGUUUUCGCUCUCUCUACCCCGUAGAUUCGUCGGGUUGCCUAAGUGAGAUGGAGGAGCCUACUAAGGCAGCGCUUACAUCGCAGGGAGUGAUCGUGUCAGCAGAGGAGAGAGAGGCGUGGAUGGAGAGGGCUAUGCUCAUGGCUAAAGAAGCCUUAGAAAAUGGAGAAGUUCCUGUUGGGUGCCUCAUGGUCUAUAACAAUGAAGUUCUGGCAAAAGGAAGGAAUGAAGUUAAUCAAACUAAAAAUGCUACACGACAUGCAGAGAUGGUUGCAAUUGACCAGGUCUUAGAGUGGUGUCAUCAUUAUGGUAAAAGUCCUACAGAAGUAUUUGAACACACUGUAUUAUAUGUCACCGUGGAGCCAUGUAUAAUGUGUGCAGCUGCCCUUCGCCUGAUGAAAAUCCCUCUUGUUGUGUAUGGCUGCCAGAAUGAACGAUUUGGAGGUUGCGGCUCUGUUCUUGAUAUUGCCUCUGCAGACUUACCAAAUACAGGGAUACCCUUCAAGUGCAUUCCUGGCUAUCAAGCUGAGGAAGCAGUGGAAAUGCUAAAGACCUUUUAUAAACAAGAAAAUCCAAACGCACCAAAAUCAAAAGUCCGGAAAAAGGAAGGACACAAAUGUUGAACUUCAUCUGAUAGAAGACCAAUAGAAGACCAAUCCUUAAUAAUUACUUCAACACAGUUCUUGGAAUGGAAGCAUUUAACAUGAUUGAAUCACAUAACAAUGGUUCAUCCAUAUAAGCCAAUCUAAUGUUUCACAAAUUCAAUUCCUUGUCAAUUUAUUGUCUUUCAUUUUUGGAAUGAUCUUCCUUCUUAGCUCUACCUCUCAAAAUACUUAGUUUUUUUCAAAAUUCAUUUCAAGUCCCAUCCUCUGCAGGAAGUCUUUCUUGGUUCUCCCAGCUAGAAAUGUCUUACUAUCUUAACAAAGAAUACCUUAUAUUUACCUUG
Antechinus flavipes (yellow-footed antechinus) is the source of this 1553-nucleotide messenger RNA. It is a transcript of the gene ADAT2, whose product is annotated as adenosine deaminase tRNA specific 2. The record is from RefSeq and is a predicted model, not a curated record. Bases 1 to 1230 code for a protein of 409 amino acids. The transcript is spliced from 7 exons. Gene Ontology annotation, biological process: tRNA wobble adenosine to inosine editing. Gene Ontology annotation, molecular function: zinc ion binding; tRNA-specific adenosine-34 deaminase activity. Lineage: Eukaryota; Metazoa; Chordata; Mammalia; Dasyuromorphia; Dasyuridae. Gene Ontology annotation, cellular component: cytoplasm; nucleus.